AUGCUGCCGGUUCUCUGCUCUCUCCUCGCCGCUCUCUCAUGUGUCAGCGGUGUGAUCAUGGUGACCCAGAAUCCUCCUGUUCUCACGCUGAGGAAAGGAGAAAACGUCACCAUUCACUGUAACCUGGGAACUGUUACUAAUGAUGCUCGAUGGUACAAGCAGGUUUCAGGAGAAGCUCCUCACUCGUCCCCACCGCCUCUCCUCCUUCAUCUGCUCCUCGAGCUCCUCGUCUCUUCUCUCAGCACCAGAGUCCCAUCAGACGCCUCCGAGAUGCUGCCGGCUCUCUGUUCUCUCCUCGCCGCUCUCUCAUGUGUUAGCGGUGUGAUCGUGGUGACCCAGAAGCCUCCUGUUCUCACAGUGAAGGGAGGAGAAAAGAUCACCAUGCACUGUAACCUGGGAACUGUUACUGGUAGUGCUGCACGAUGGUACAAGCAGGUUCCAGGAGAAGCUCCUCAGUUUGUGUUAAGAAAUUAUCAUGAAUGGAGCUCUCCUAGGUAUGGAUCUGGUUUCUCGGCUCCUAAAUUCACAUCCACACACUCGUCCCAGUCUGAUUACACUCUAAUAAUCAGUAACGUGGAGGUCGGAGAUUCUGCAGUGUAUUACUGUCACACAUAUGAUAGCUCUGCUAAUGAGGAGGUAUCACACACUGUGGUAUUCGGCCAAGGAUCAAAGCUGAUAGUGGAAGACGCCGCUCAGCCGCCUCCUGUCGUGACGCUUUUCCCUCCGUCCGAUGAAGAGCUGAAGUCCAGCAAAGCCACUCUAGUGUGUGUGUCUCAGCACAUGUCUAGAGGUUUUGCUAACGUGCGCUGGUUGGUGGACGGGAGCGCGGUCACCAGCGGAGUCACGACUGGAUCCGCAGUGCAGCAACCCGAUAAGAAAUUCAGCCUGAGCAGCUAUCUGAGCGUGGACAGCUCAGAGUGGAAGAACCAGGACAGAACCUUCAUCUGUGAAGUGUCUGCUGGAACACAACCUGCGUCAGUGAAGCUGAAGAGGUCCGAAUGCGGCACUAGAACCUGAUCACCUGAUCCUUUUACAGCUUUUCCUUCUCUGAUGGAGCUCAGAGAUCUUGUAGAUGAAUGUGUAGUGAGACAUGUGUAGUAGAUUUUAUUAUGCAGAACCAGAUCAGCUCCUGCAUGGAAGCAGAACUGGUGAAUGUGAAUAAAGUGCAGAUCUAACCUAGA
This is a messenger RNA of Trichomycterus rosablanca, 1181 nucleotides long. RefSeq names its product immunoglobulin lambda-1 light chain-like. The transcript is spliced from 6 exons. The record is from RefSeq and is a predicted model, not a curated record. NCBI's taxonomy places the organism in Eukaryota, Metazoa, Chordata, Actinopteri, Siluriformes, Trichomycteridae. The coding region runs from base 1 to 1017 and encodes 338 amino acids. Gene Ontology annotation, biological process: response to bacterium.